AUGGCCAAACUUCAUUGGAACUAUCCAAAUUUACGUCACGUGGUUUGGAAUUACUCCGAAAAAGGGCAUGGAAAGGGAGCCUUAAUCAGCCAUCUUAAAAUUAGAUGUCUGGGUGUUUCCAUAGAGGAAGUUGUAGAAUCAGGCAUUUUAGAAAAGGAAUUAUUGAUCCCUUCAGAUCUAAAAGAAUUUCGUGCUACCAUGGCAGUGCACCAAGCUAUAUGGAGCUGCAAUAAUCCUGAAGUAUUAGCCAUGAGGCGUCUUAGUUGUGAUAUGGGAAUAUGCUCUGAAGAAUCAGUGCAAUGUUCACAUGGACAAAAUAUUGGCUUCUAUAACAUUGGGAAUACAGCUUUAAGCAACAAUACUUACCCAUCAAAAACUAGGAAAAAUAAUGCUAUAGCUGAGUGCAGUAGAACAUCUUUUGGAAUUUCCAUUUCUAAACCAGACCAUGGACUGGAUGAAAUUUCAGUCGAAAACCGCCGUGACAUUAAUAUACCAUCUGAUGACAGCUUCUGGACUGAUGUUCCUUCAAUGAAUGAAAAUUUAACAUCUACCACCAUGACCAAAAUCGUAUUAACAGCCCUCCAUUGUGAAGAUGAUGAUUCCAGCUCAGAUUACAACAUUUUUUAG
Molecule: messenger RNA, 627 nt
Organism: Parnassius apollo (apollo)
Lineage: Eukaryota; Metazoa; Arthropoda; Insecta; Lepidoptera; Papilionidae
Source: the annotation of a GenBank genome assembly